Molecule: messenger RNA, 2029 nt
Organism: Daucus carota subsp. sativus
Lineage: Eukaryota; Viridiplantae; Streptophyta; Magnoliopsida; Apiales; Apiaceae
Exons: 4
Coding region: 484-1626 (380 amino acids)
Source: RefSeq, a predicted model, not a curated record
AACUCCAUUCUCUAUAUUAUUCAACCCUCUUUCGUCGGUUACAAUACACAAAAUAUGUAAACACAAAUUCAUAUUCAUAUAUAUCCAAUCUACAACCUCAAUAUUACGCAAUUCUUGAUCAACCAAUUCAAUCAAUACAGACAUAGCGUGAAGAACCAAAAUUCUUGUCUUAAGACAGAUUGGUGAUUCUGACAAAAGAAAGAGUCAAAAAGUUUCUUUUUCAAGGCUGUUUUGCUUCAAGGUUAUUAGAAUUGUGUUUUACUGAAUUAUCUGUUUAAUCCUUUGGAGCAUUGCACGUGGACUUACAUCGGAUACUGUAAAGUUGCAUAAGGAUUCUAUUUUCGUUCUGUGCUUACCUUGAUCGUCUCACCAAGAUAACGAAGCUCAUAUUUGGGAAUUGUUCUAAACUUGUCUCCUCGUGCACUGCUGUCCUGAUCAUUUCAAUAUUUGAGCAACAUACUACAUUCAUUCAGUGAAACAUAGAUGGCUAGUAGAAAACGAAGCUUAUCAAAUGAUGUAGAUAGUAAUGCCCUCCACAAGGAAUGGGAUGAAGCUUCAUGCCCCAUUUGCAUGGACCACCCCCACAAUGCUGUUCUUCUUUUGUGCAGUUCCUACAAUAAGGGUUGCAGAUCUUACAUUUGUGACACCAGUUACAGGCAUUCCAAUUGUUUGGAUCGCUUUAAAAAACUCAAAGCACAGGAUGAGAACAGCACCUCUCCACCUGCAUUGUUACCCAGGGAUCUGCACAGAGACACUAGAAAUAACACAAGUGACUCUACUUCAGUUCGUGCUCAGAAUUUAAUUCCUAAUAAUGCCAUAGCAUCUGAAGAUAUAUCUGGAAGAUCAAUUGAGAGUAGAAGCAAUGUUGCUAGUAGGUACUCUGGCAGGCCAGCAGGAGAUAUGGAAGAUGGAGGUUCUGAUGUAUCCAGAAGGAUUGUUCCAGCAGAGAUCAAUGACGGGAACUCUUCAGAACCAAGGUCAAAGUUGAGAUGCCCUUUAUGCCGUGGGGAUGUACUUGGCUGGCAGGUUGUUGAAGAGGCCAGAAAGUAUCUUAAUACGAAGUCUCGGAGUUGCUCUCGUGAAACAUGCUCUUUUUCUGGUAGCUAUGGAGAACUGCGUAGGCAUGCUAGGAGAAUUCAUCCAUCAGCCCGACCUUCUGAUAUCGACCCAAUUCGAGAACAGGCAUGGCGCCACCUUGAGAAUCAGAGAGAUUAUGGUGAUAUUGUCAGCGCCAUUCGUACAGCCAUGCCAGGUGCUGUUGUUUUUGGGGACUAUGUAAUUGAAAAUGGAGAAAGAGCACCUGGUGAGAGAGGAAGGGGUUCAGGUGAGCGUGAUGGACCUUGGUGGACAACAUUUUUCUUGUUUCAGAUGCUGGGCUCAAUGGAUCAUGCUGCUGACCGUAGGAGUGGGAGGUCAAGGGACUCUACCAGGUUUAGGCGCUCUAAUGGAUCUGGACGGAGGUACUUGUGGGGUCGAAAUUUGCUGGGAGCACACGAUGAUGACGAUGACGAUGAUGACAAUGAUUCGGAUGUUAAUAUAUUAAGUGAUACAAAUGAAGAUGUCUCUCCCAUCCCAAGAAGACGUCGACGAUUGACAAGAUAUAGAUCAAAUGAAGACCGAUCAUAGUCGAAGCAUAAUCUGGCAGUUUCCCUCUUUCUAGAAUAGCAAACAGGACCUCCAAUCUUGUCCAAGAACUUGGCUUCCUUGUCCAAGAACUUGGUUUCAAGUCUGCUUCAUAUAGCUGUAUUAAGGCACCAGACAUCAUAAUAUCGGUGUGUUUCUGUAAAAGAAUAGGCGAAGAACAAACAAAAGAAAGUGUUCAGUUUGGUUCUUGUUUGGUCGUCUGUACAGUUUUCAUUUAGUUUGUUUUGUUGGAUUUAUUGUCGAACUAACAAUGUCACCUUCAUUUCAUUUACAUAUCCUGCUCUAGUUAUAAGGUGUGGCUCUUGCAAUGGAAAAAUAUUGUUCAUUUGAAUGUUGGAUUAAUGUAGUUUGAAAAUUCAUUCAGUGGGAUAUAUUUUUUGGUUGA